Molecule: messenger RNA, 1872 nt
Organism: Phytophthora infestans T30-4
Lineage: Eukaryota; Oomycota; Peronosporomycetes; Peronosporales; Peronosporaceae
Product: ATP-binding Cassette (ABC) Superfamily
Exons: 1
Coding region: 1-1872 (623 amino acids)
Cellular component (GO): membrane
Molecular function (GO): ABC-type transporter activity; ATP hydrolysis activity; ATP binding
Source: RefSeq, a predicted model, not a curated record
AUGCAAACGCCCACUCAAGACGUUGCACUUCAAGAUCACUUCGUUCAGAUCGAGACUCCCAAGCCCCAUGUCGACACUUCCUUUGUGUCGUCAGAAGCUCCCAAGCUCACACUCCAGUGGCGCAACCUCAGUCUCAAGGCCACAGUUGUUAAUCCCCGUACCAAACAAGCUGAAGAGAAGGUUAUUCUAUCCAAUGUCAGUGGCACCGCAAGACCCGGUGAGUUGCUGGUUAUCAUGGGACCAUCUGGUGCUGGUAAGAGCUCCUUGCUCGACUGCAUCUCUGGACGCAAUAAGGCUGUUGAAGGAGAGAUCAUGCUCAAUGGACAACCAUGGAGUGACGACACCAAAAGACUCGCGUCCUACGUCAUGCAAGACGAUUUGUUCUACCAGACCAUCACCGUCAAGGAGCAUCUUGUCUUCCAAGCUAGACUUCGUAUGGGCAAGACGUACACGGAGCAACAAUACAUGAAGCGUGUGGACGAGGUGAUGGAGCAACUGGGCCUUAUGAAGUGUCGAGAUACACUUAUUGGUGGCAUCUCGUUACGUGGUAUCUCUGGAGGCGAGAGGAAGCGCCUGUCGUUUGCCACGGAGAUCUUGACGAACCCGUCGAUCUUGUUCGUGGACGAGCCGACGUCGGGUCUGGACAGCUUCAUGGCGGAGACGGUGACAGCGCAACUACAGCAAAUCGCUCGUGAAGGUCGUACAGUGAUAGCUACGAUCCAUCAGCCUUCGGCCGAGAUGUUUACGCUCUUUGAUCAGCUGUAUCUACUGUCCGAUGGUUCGCCAGUGUAUCAAGGCAAAGCGUUGGAAUCUGUCGACUACUUCGCAUCGCUUGGCUACGCUUGUCCGUCGCUAAUGAACCCUACGGACUACUUCAUGAAGCAACUCGUCGUUAUGGACAAAGCUACAGACGCUGACGGUGUUGCGCGUGUCGACAAGCUCAAGAAAGAAUGGGUGCAGCACCAGACGCUGCCUCAAAUCAAGUCUCCAGAAGGAGAUGGCAAGGUCGCAGACUACCAAGUCUCUCGGUUGAACUUCAUCGGACAAAUCGGAGUUCUGGCGCAUCGUAAUGUCGUCCGGUUUGUGCGUGACCGUCUUGGCUUCCGAGCCGCGAUCUUCCAGACGUUGUUCAUCUCUCUCAUCGUCGGUCUCAUAUACCUCCAGCUAGAUCUGGACCAGAAAGGCAUUCAGAACUUCACCGGCGGCUUCUUCUUCCUUAUCGUCAAUCAAACCUUUGGGUCGGCCAACCCCGUCUUCAUCUCCGUGCCGAUGGAACUCCCCAUCAUCAUUCGAGAGUACAGAGUCGGACUGUACCAUCUCUUCUCGUGGUACCUUUCGAAGAAUGCGAGUGAGAUCCCCAUGCAAAUUCUCUUGCCGAUUGUAUUCUUCGUGCCGGCCUAUUUCUUGAUUGGCAUCGGCCACGGGUUCGACGUCUACAUCUACCAGCAGAUUAUCAUGAUUCUAGUCAAUAGCUGCGCUGUGGGUCUUGGCUACAUGGUUUCCUGCUUGGUUCGUCGGAUUGAUAUCGCUCCGAUCAUUGGCAUGAUUAUCAUUCUCCCCUUCCUCUUGUUCGGAGGCCUGCUGAUCAACUCGGACGAUUGUCCCAAGUACUUUGUGUGGAUCCAGUACAUUUCUCCUAUUAAGUACGGCUUCGAAGCGAUCAUGAAGAUCUUCUGGAACCAAGUACCGAAGAUCGCGUGCGACGAAGCCAUGGAAAACUGCACUGCACUCACGGGAGCAGAUGUAUUGAAAAAUUACAGUCUGCAGUCACGAUCAGCGCUCGGUGACGGUCUCAUUUUGCUGGCGAUCAAUGUUGGCUUCCGUACGAUCGGAUUCAUCGGGUUGUGGCUAAACUUACGUAAAGAGGGCUAA